UUUUUUUUCUUUGCUAUCACCCUACUGUGGGUUUAGAAGGACUUGUAAUUUUUCUUUAUUAACAUAAGAUAAUACAUAAUUUAUGCAUUAGGUACACUACAUUUUCUUUCCUGCAUAGGUAGAAUUGUAUUUCUAACUUGUUAUUAAAGUAUUUUAAAUGCCAAACAUGUCUCUUAUAUUCUUCCAGGAUUUCUGCUCCUUUCUUCGUUAGCUAUUACAUUAUUGAGAAUAGGGACGGUCAAAAUUUGGGCAGAAAAAUCAAGCUGAUAGAACAAAAUUUCAGCAUUAUGGAUAUGUCUUUUGGACUUUUCACAGUGCAGUGUGAAGACAUUCCCAUUACACAGCUGUCCUAAAAGCGUGCAGUGCCAUAAGCAUGCAAAGGGCAAAGACAGGGCAGUUUGUGUGGGAACGCAGCUUGCCAAGACCAGUUCUGUGCCUUUCAAAGUAAGGGAGAACAGCUGGUGGUUCCGUACUAUAACCUUCCUCCCUUUGCCAUUUGCCCUCCAGGAGGCUGUUGGUAUAACGGAGGUUCUUUGGAGUGGUACGACAGCGACAGUGUUGUUUCAUUUAGUGAUGAGUCAAAUGUCAUCACAUUGACAAUGAACUUGGAUUCAGACCUUUAUAGUUAUAAUUCUUCACAGCAAAUUUCUGUGGUAGGUUUUGAGUUCUUUUCCUUCCUAGUCUGUAUAACCACAACAAAUCCUACUACAGGAUGUUGAAAAAAGAUUCCUGUAUUACGAUUUAUCAUUCACUUGUGCGAUUUCAGUCACCUGUCCGGGGAACAUAACCUCUUUGGCAGUAAUAUAAACUAAGAAGGUUUCUGCAUGAAAACUGUGAUUAGCAUUAAUGUAUUAUCAAUGAAUUUGAAUGCUUAAGAUGGAAACUUAUCUAAAUCUUCCUCUUUACCUUUGUUGUUUAUCUCUUCAGCAUGGGACAGUGGGGUUUGUGUAUAAUUACAAACUCCUUAUCCUGCUAUUAAUCUCUGUUUGUUUCAGUUGGUUUUGCCCCUUUUUCUACUUUCAUAUACUUACAUAUAGGUGCUCAUUUACAUGCUUCAACUUCAAGAUAAAUUUCAUAUUUCUUUGCAGCUUUGGGGACAGCUACCAAAAGGUGUCAUUUAUAGACAACAGUGGCCUCUGAAAAUACUGCUUACAACUAAACAUUGUUACCUGGUUUUGUAUAGUUGCUAGAACAGGUCUUGUCUGGUUUUCCAGAAUGUGUCACAACACAUAACUAGCUCCUCUCUCUUCCAUCCCUACAAAACUGUUGAACAGAAGUAGCAUCAAAUUCUGUAGCUGCAGACUGAGGCAUUCAUAAGUUAGGGCCUCUUAUUAUUGCAGGAAUCUGGAGGUUCCUGAAGGCAAGUCAAGAGUAUGAGGCAGCUUAGGUGCUCCACGUUACAGAGCUGUCUCUCUGUAUUUGGAGAUACCUCUCUUCCCAGUUUCUAUGGAGCAGGCUUGUCUCUAAGGCAUCCUGCAGCUAAAGCUGGUGCUUGUGUAACCCCUAUAACCCUUGCUGAGCAUAGGUGAUACUUCAGGGCAUUUACAUUCAGAUUACAAAACUGUCCUGCCACUAUUAUUAAGUUCAGUAUUACUAAAUUAGUUCUGUAGGGGAGAAAGUGGAAGAAGCCUUCUUUGUAACAUAGGAAACUUUUGCAAUCAUCUGGGUUUAGCAUAAGUCAAAAAAAAAAACAAAAAACAAACAAAAAAAAAAAAAAACAAAAAAAAAAAACCAAACCCUCCUCUACUGACACUCUUAAACAGAUAUCUUGUUUCUGAAUUCAACUCUUUCAGAAAUGGCAAUACCAUGUAAGAAAACAUCUCGUUCCUGACUGCCUAGAAGGACUUUAGCAGUCCUGAAGGUGUUCUGGGGUUUACCACAACUAGUGGUACCAUUUUUCUUAUUCCUUUGGAGUUUUUUAGCACUUAUCACUCCCUGUUGCUAGAGCAAUUGCACUAAACUUCUCUGGUCUAAUGGCAAUAAAAAUAAAUAAGCAAUACAAGUCAAGAGCAAGGUUUGCUCUCCUUAACUUGGCCUUGACCAUCUAUAUCUUUAGCUCCUAGCGCAGCCUGUAACCACAGAAAACCAAAAAUGGCAGUGUCUCCUUGGCAGUAUCAUUGACCACAGGUUAGAGGCCCUUGUUCAAGAGGAAAGAUGAAGGAAAAAGAUUGAGUAUUGCUUAUAACAGCCUAGCUCUGGUUUAGCAGACUGCAUUGUAUCAGUCUAUACUGUUUUCUUUGGUACAGAAGACUCUGUAACAAAGGUUUGUCUAACUAUAAAAUAAAGCUUUUUGCCUCCAGAAACCUCAAGCAGAAGGUAAGUAAAUUAACCUUCCUAUUCUGUGGCAUUAAUUUAGCCUUUUGAAAUUAUUUUCCUAUUCUAGAGUAAUACUUAAAGUCUAAAGUAGUCCAGGUAGCUUAGAGAUGUACAUGUAAUUAUUCUGGAUAAUUCUAACAGUGAGAUCAAAAUAUUUUUCACUCAAUUUUGAGGAUUAACAGUAACAAAAAUGCAUUUUCAGUAUUUACUGAAGCAAUGGAUAUCUACUGAUGCUGUGUACGUAUGACUCACCAGUCUCUCAUUCUUAGAAAAGGACAUUUCUUUUACCAGAAGGAUACUUCAAUCAAUAUUAUGUAACGGUACUCAAAAUACACGGCUCUGCACUGUGCUGUCACUAUUUUAAAAGCAUUGUUGACUGCCUACAUUCAAUUAGAAUUGAAUGUACCUUUCACAAAUGUUGAUGUAAUUUUGAACUAAUAGGGUUACUUUUGAAAACCAAAUAUGCAUUCUGUAGCUGCUCAUGCCUUAAUAAAAGUAUGCCAUGUAUUAAAGAUGUUUCUUAAACAUUUACUCAGAAGUACUAAGAAAAAGUAGAAGUGUUAACGUUAGGAGAAUUAGAAAUCACAUCAGUUGUUAUAGUUUCAAAGAAACACUUCAUGACACUGGGAGUAUACUUCUGAAAAUGCUGUUCUCAAAAUAACAGUAAUGGUUCAGGGAAAAUUACAUUAAUAUUAAUUGUAUGAUUUAAUAACUUGUGACAGGCUCACUAGCAGAGCACCAUAAGUAACAUAACUUUAGCAGGUUGCCUUCAUAAUGUAAUGAUUCAGAUCUCUCAAUGUUUGACAUUUAAGCCCCAAGCCAGAACCUGAUACAGUUUCAUUUUUUAAAUGUCUGUCCUGCUGUUCUGGUUCAUGUAGUAGUGAUUUCAGACACCUGUGCUCACUGAAAUGAUACCCUAUAAUCCAGAUGAUGGCACAGACGUUUUUUUCUUUUCCAGUCUACUCAUAUUCUAGUUCUCUGUCAUGCUUACUUGUUUAUUUAAAUUCCCAUGUUUUUCUUAUUUUUGAAGUUGACUUCCCAAGCACUGUCCCCACUUUCCAGACACCUUUCUUCCUCUUGGUCACCCAUUAAUCAAAAGAUUCUUCAAGCUGCCACUAGUGACUGUUUUUCAAGGACUGUUGGUUUUUCACCUUCAAGUGUGUGCGUCUUACCACCUCCACCAUUUCCAGACAGUUUUCUUUGUGAGUUAGAAGAACUCAAUUCCUUGGCAUUAACAACAUCCCAACCUGUAACAAUCUCCCCAGGUAAUAGCACUCACGAAGUUAAGGAUGAUCACUUUAUUCCAAAUACAGAGGUCUCUCUCAGGUCUCCUACAGCUCUUCCUCUGUCCUUUCUUGUAUCUACGUCUGUCUCAUCUUCAGCCAGCUCUUCUCAUGACAUAGCAUAUAAGCAUACCAGCAACAAUACCAAACCAGGAAAAGAUAAAGACUUGAGAGGUAUACCUCACUCUUCAGUUAGCAAAGUUCCUAGAGACUUGUCAGAAACUACAAGAGAAGGUGAACAUCUUGGUGCUAUCUGUAACAUCCCUUUGCCACAUGAAGGUGGAUCUGUCUCCAGAGGGCUAGCUGCAGCUGCUGAAAAUGAAGAGGAAAUCUGUACUGAAGAUCUGUCAGUUAAUAUAGGGGAUCAGUCAAAGCCUCAAGAGUCAGAUUUCUACAGAGGAGCACAAGAUGCAACAGAAGAACUGACAAGACUCUAUAUAGAGGAGGAUCUGGGACAUGACAAUUUAGAAUUCCCAAUAGCAAGUGGAGGGGACUCCAUGGUAUGCUAUGAAGGAUAUACUUCACCGAAUAUUGAUAAGGUAUUUUAAUUUCUGAAAAACCUGGCUUCUGUGUUGAGAUAGCUUACUCAGUAUAAUUAUUCUCUGCCUUUUCUUGUACGUACAUGUUUGUAUUGUGCACAGGCACAGUUUUGUACUACUGCAUCUCAUAAAAAUUGUCAGUGUUAGGGGAUAGUCCCUUCUCAGAAGCAGGCAUAUACACUAUUGUAAAUUCCAUGGCGUAUCAAUUCUGCUGGCCCUUUCCCUUCUGUCCUUGUUAGCUGCCAUCAAGCUUCUGAUACAGAAAAACAGUGGACCAUUUUCCUCAUUGGCCCAUUUUGAGCCAGAGGCCCCAGCAAGAAAAUGUUACCAACAGCGUUCAGAGGGAGGGACAUGCCUCCUGCAGAGACUCAGCAGUUUGUACUUCACAUGGGUCACUUCACCAGCUGAUAUAUUUAUAGUAGUUUCUGUUAUGAGAAUGUGACUAAUAAUAACAGAUCAGAUUAUGUUUGGCAGCUAAACAAAUGCUUCCCCCUAAAGCCCUCCCCUUAAAGCCAGUUCCUCUUUGGGACAGAACAACACUGAACUAUCCCAAAUGUGUGCUAGCCAUUAAAUACCACAAUAUUGCUACACAAUUUGUGUGGUUUCCGAGCAAAGUUUUAGAAGAUUUUUUCUGUCCAGCAUUUAUUUCAACAGACUGUUCAGGCAGUUGCUUUGGCUGGCAUAUGCAAACAUGUAAAUCAGAUACUUAGGACAAUAUGUUAUAGGCCAAAUGUAAAAUUAGUUAAUUAGAAACAUUUUGCAGGCUGCCUCUACCCUUACUUGACCUGGAAAACACAGGAGAAAACCAUAGGAAUAGAGGUGAGAUGCAUGGCCACAAAUGGAACUUGUUUUGAUUUCUGAGGAAAGAAUUUUCUUCCAGAAAAGUAGAUUGACUAAUAAUAAAAUUAGCAUCACAUUUCUGACUGUUUAGGUUAGUUACAUGGCUCCUCAUUGAGCAUUUUAUGUCCUUCACAGCUGGUUUUAUAGCAGAAUUACUUCUCAUUUUUCUUAAACAUUUAAGCCAGCUCUACUUGCUGCGGGAACACCGGGAGACUCUGAUCCUUCUUUCCACCUUUCUGCUAAUCUUCCAUUUCACUCUGCCAAGGCAACAGCUUCUCACUCUGUUCCUACAACAUCCCCGUCUGCUGCUUCCCUCUCACCUCCUCUCCUUUCUAAACCCUUACAUCAGCAAGAGAAAGACUCACCGAAGUUAAAGGUAACUGCACCUCUUGAGUAUGGAUUGUUGCAAAUCUUCAUAUAUAUUAAAUAACUGCAAGGCUAACACUGAGUUUGAUCUUUUCAGAUGUAUUGUUUCCUUACUAAUAUUAAAUAACAUAGCACGUGGAGUAUUAAGAUAGGCCUUCUUCAAAUGAAACACAAGGUAAAACUAUAACCAUUAUGAUAGAAUGAAAUAGCUUAAGGAGAUACCAGUGACAGGAAAGCAGAAAGCCUUCAACUCAAUUUCAAGUCCAUACCAGGACAUCAGUAACUCUUACUUAAUUGAAAGAAACGGAAUCGUAUUCAAGUACACAGAAACUAAGUCACAUUUGUAGUUUAAAAGCGUUUUCAAUUUCCAUUCAAAGCCUGGGAGAACAGUCAUAAAUUUCACAGUAAAGCACCACUGGAGAUGGUCAUGUUCUAAAUACCAAUUCUGUUAGUCAAGGACUGGGCAAAGAUUAUUCCCUCUUCAGGACUAUGCUUUGUGUCAGCAUUGCAGAUCUAUGGCAGAAAAAUAAAAUCUGGAAAGUUUCUCUGGAUAGACAAAGUCAAUUUCCAGUGCUGACAUCUAGAGAGUCCAUUUGCUCAUGAAAAGGAGAAAAAGUAAUAUAAAGAGUCUGAGAAACUAUCCUAGAAAAAGUGAUCAUUACAUCUAUGGGGAAAAAAAAAAAAAAAAAAAAAAAAAAAAAAAAAAAAAAAAAAACACUACAAUUACAAAAAACCCCACAUGUAUGUUUUUAAACAUCUACCACAUCUUACAAUAUGUUCAUGGAAAACCCAGAUAUAACAGACUUAAAGAAGUCCACCAGCUCUGUUGUUUUUUUUUCUGAAUUAGGACACAGACAUAAGGGUUCUUUCCAGGACAUGACUCUGUCAGUGGCUUAGGCAUGUUUCACCUCAAAGAAGGGGCAAAACACAGUAUUGCAAUUUUGAAUAAUUUAUCAGUUGUGCAGUGCUUUUGAUGGGUACUUUUUGCUUAGCCUAACCAACAAAAUUGAGAAAAUUGCUCAUCUACACCGAAAUUCUUUUUAGGUGACCUUGAUAUUCCUUGCCCUUGUUUGAGCAAGGUAUGUUAAUCCCAGCUGAAAAUAAAUAGAAGGAAUAUCUGUUCUCAGAGUUAAAAGAUCUGCUCCGGGAGCCUCCUAGACGCUGUACUGCACUUCACUGGGCACGGCGGGAAGCAAGACAUGGAGUAACCAAGGGAGGUGACUCCAUCUUGCAGACACAAGAGCCUGAGUACUGAGAAGGACUAGACGUCUGGGGAGUUGUUACUGAGUUCUAGCUCUUAAAUAUUGUUUUCAAACCAUUUCAAGUCUGGAUUAUUUUUUAAGUCUAGGGAACAGAUUCCUUUAUAAACUUAAUCAGUAUAAACUUAUCUAUUUGAAAAUUAUUUAAAUUAUUAGGUACAUGCCUACCAAUGACAUAUUUUUUAUACAGUAUUGCCAAAAUGAGAUAAAGAUUUAUUUCUUCCCAAAAGGUAAGCAAACUUGUUUCAGCAAUAAACACUGACUACAUUUCCAGGAUAGACAGUUGGAUUGAAGUAAAUGUAACCAGGUUUUGGCUGCCAUUUCUUGCUACUUAGUCUACAGGCUGAACUUGAGAAGGAAGGACAGUUCCUAUCUUCUUCUCUUUAUGCACGUUGUCAAUACUUAAAGUCUGCUCUCAACAGCUACAGUAGAAAGAACAUGAGACAUUUCCAGGACUCAAAUAUCACAAGUGAAGGAAGGUUCUUCAGGGCGUUCUUGAAACUGUAUACUGAUACUUCGGUAAUUUUUGUUGAUGUAAAAAUUGAUACAUACGUGUAUGUGUACAUAUCUAAUUGGAAUGUGGCUCAAAUCUAAAGCACGACUGGGGAUUUGGGCAGUAGAAUGCAAUGAGCUAUGGAUGGGCAGUGUCACUUUGCUCCAUGUUGCUGGAUGUGUCCUCCAAAGGAAGAACUCUGAAGACACUUCCCAAGGAGAAGUGCUAAUGUUUUUCUGUCUCCUUGGCCUCCCUUGUUAUCCCUAUUUUUUUUGUGUGUGUGUUAUUCACCCUCUCAGCUCCUAAGAAGGGGCUGUUCUUCUGUCUUGCCGCAUUCUACUGGCAGUCACAAAUACCAAAGAAAGGUUUCCAAUAUCAGCAUUCCACUCCUCUCGCAUUCCCUCUGACUCACCCCUGCCCCCUGAGAAUUCACAUUUGCUGCACAGCCCCCCUUAGAAGCUGAAUUCUGAUAAACAUUUAGCUGAUUUAUAGUGAUAUUAACAAAAUGAGGAUUUUACCUUGAAGUACUUCCCAUUAAGUAUUUACUGCUUUCUAAAUGCACAUUUAAGGUCCAUGUUGUUUAACAGCAAGGAAUUACAACAUUUGUCAUUGGUAUUUCUAAGACAGCAUUUCUCUUCUAUGCUGUUGAGCUUUUCUGUAUGAUUAACUGAGCUGCUUCAGUGGGUACACUUGCAAUAACCGUUCUUACUCCAACUGCAUACACUGUGCAUGAUUAAUCUUUUAACUGUAAUGUGUUAGAGCAUAUGCCAGAGCAGCAAACCCUUGGAAAAAAGAUACAGUGGCAACAAUGAAAAUACCAUAUGCUAAUAGUACUGUUAUUUGCACCUGAAACACAUUUGCUUUUUGUUAUCAAGAAAAGCAUGUCCAGUUUGCAUGUAUGAAUGAAGCAACAAAAAUCCCAGGAUGCUUCAUUCUUUAACCCUCACUUGACACAGUUUUUGUGGU
Tyto alba (common barn owl) is the source of this 8062-nucleotide messenger RNA. RefSeq lists its product as uncharacterized. The transcript has a single exon. Bases 3326 to 4147 code for a protein of 273 amino acids. NCBI's taxonomy places the organism in Eukaryota, Metazoa, Chordata, Aves, Strigiformes, Tytonidae. The record is from RefSeq and is a predicted model, not a curated record.